ACCGCGUUAAAAGCAGUCGCUCUUUCUGACCAUUGGCUUUGAUCAGAUAAGAGGUUCAAGCGGACACAUUUACAGUUUACAACUGAAGCUACAUUUUGAAAGAUGGAUUGUUCAGAGGAGGUUCAGUCUGUGUCCGAGGAGCCCAGAGCUCAAAUGGAGAUUAAAAAAGGAAUGUCGAUUUUCAUAGAUAUUUUACGGAGAGCUGAUAAAAACGAUGAUGGAAAGCUGUCCUUUGAUGAAUUCAAAGCCUACUUCUCUGAUGGAGUCCUGACAACUGCGGAACUACAGGAGCUCUUCCACACAAUUGACACUCAUAACACAGACAAUGUGGACACUGAUGAACUCUGUGAGUAUUUCUCCCAGCACCUCUGUGAAUAUGAGAAUGUUCUCGCUGCCUUAGAAGACCUGAAUAUGUCCAUACUGAAGGCGAUGGACAAAACAAAGAAGGAUUAUCAAGAGUCCACCCACCUGGAGCAGUUUGUGACCCGCUUCUUGCUGAAGGAGACAACCAAUCAGCUUCAUUCACUUCAAAGCUCUCUCGAGUGUGCCAUGGAAACCACAGCCGAGCAGACUCGCCAGGAGAAACAGGGCCCGCUGAAGCCAGAGGUUUUGACCAUCCAGUGGUCGGGUCGUCGCUCCAAUCGCAGGCUUCAGAGGAACAGCAGCCUCUCUCCUAACAACCCUCUCCUCAGUCUCGUCAAUUCAGGUGUUUAUGAAGAAGACGGCCAGUGGAUGAUCCAGGUCAACAGACUGCAGAGGCUCAUCGACCGUCUGGAAAAAAAGGAGAUCCGUCUGGAGCCCGUUGAAGAGGAGGUCUUGGAGAGCAAAUCGCACAUCCUGAUAGUCCAGAGGCAGCUCUCGGUGCUGGAGGACGAGCUGGAGGAGUUUCGUUUGGCUCUCAGACAGUACAUGGAGUGUGCCUGCGCCCAGACUGGAUGUCUACACAUCGCAGUUCAGAGGCUGGCAAAUGAAUCACGCUUCAUUCUCUAUGAAUUCUGGGAGCAUAACAACGUGUGGAAGAAUCACCUGCAGACCAACUACAGUAAGACCUUCCAGAGGGGGAACGUGGACUUCCUGGAAACUCCUGAGAGCAUAACCACCAUGCUGGUUCCUGCCUCAUGGUGGGUCCUCAACAACAACUGAAAGUGGACGAGCACCGUUCACAGAUCGUCACUGAUGGGUGCCGAGAGCUACCUGUCAACACAUCAGGAAGUCCAUAGCAGCAUACACACAUGCGCGCACACACACACACACACACACACUAACUCAACACAACUCGUAAAGUCAUGGUGAUUAGUAUUUAAGACCUCCAUGUUCCUUCAUAGUUAUAGAUGGUAGUCGGAAAUAGUCCAUGCGUAUGUGUUUGUUUACAUACCUAGACGACGCUCUGACGUCCUAAAAGCAAUGACCUCAUCAGACAGAGACCCAUCUGAUGAUCUGACAUCAUCACUUUGUUUGAAGUGACAUCAUCUGCAGCCCGGAGUAGAUAAUGAAAGCUGAAGUGAGCUGUGUGUACGUGUGUACGUGUGUGUGUGUGUGUGUGAGAGAGAGAGAGAGGGAGAGAGAGAGAGAGAGGGAAGGACAGAUACUUGUAUCAAUUGUAGCAGCUCUGGUGAGCUCAUUAAAACAUUAUUCUGUUGUUUCUGUAUUUAAUGUCUCCAAUAAGAUAAUCAUAAAUAAAGACGCUAUAUUGUUGUGUA
This is a messenger RNA of Anarrhichthys ocellatus (wolf-eel), 1700 nucleotides long. RefSeq names its product N-terminal EF-hand calcium binding protein 1 (gene necab1). Bases 103 to 1143 code for a protein of 346 amino acids. The record is from RefSeq and is a predicted model, not a curated record. Gene Ontology annotation, molecular function: calcium ion binding. The transcript is spliced from 13 exons. Gene Ontology annotation, cellular component: cytoplasm. Lineage: Eukaryota; Metazoa; Chordata; Actinopteri; Perciformes; Anarhichadidae. Gene Ontology annotation, biological process: regulation of amyloid precursor protein biosynthetic process.